AUGGCGGAAGCGAGUCUGUUCUGUGCGGUUAUCGGGGUAGAGCGUGUGUUUCUAGUCGAUAUCGCCCAGAGCAAGACAGUGGGGAAUUUGAAGAUCGCGAUCAAGGAUCAGAAGAUAGGUGUCUUGGGCGAAGUCGAUGCCGAGAGGCUACAACUUUUCUGGUCUGGCACAACAGCAAGUGGCUGGCAACCGAUUCUGACAAUGUCAAGCAGCAAAGAGCUAGUUGAGUCGGCUGAUCUUGAUAACGUGCUGGAGGGCAAGGGUCCUUUGACAUCCAAGCAAUUCCACGUUCUUAUGAAGAUUGUGCCACAAACCAAGCUCAAACGACAAAGGAAUGGAGGAAGACGGUGA
This is a messenger RNA of Phytophthora nicotianae INRA-310, 351 nucleotides long. RefSeq lists its product as hypothetical. Lineage: Eukaryota; Oomycota; Peronosporomycetes; Peronosporales; Peronosporaceae. The transcript has 2 exons. The record is from RefSeq and is a predicted model, not a curated record. Bases 1 to 351 code for a protein of 116 amino acids.